CCUCGCGUUACGUAUAAAAAUUCAGCCGCCAUUCCCCAUUCUCCCUCCAUUCCAAACCUUCCAAAAUUCAAACAAAACAUUCCAUCUUCCAAACAUUCUGGAGGCCAGUUCCAGCGACAGUUCCGAAAUGGAGAACGCUCCAAACGACGACGCUUCGUCUUCUGCUACGUUCAGGGGAGUGAGGAGGAGGGAGUGGGGGAAAUGGGUGUCGGAGAUUCGGCAACCCAAUAGCCGGCGCCGGAUUUGGCUCGGCUCCUUCGACUCGCCGGUGAAGGCGGCGCGGGCGUUCGACGCCGCCCUUUUCUGUCUCCGCGGGAGGAAUGCGAACUUCAACUUCCCCGACAACCCGCCCGAUAUCGCCGGCGGCAGCUCAAUGUCGGUCGACGAAAUUAAGGUUGCCGCGAUCAAUUACGCCAACGCGGAGACCCAUCAGGAUACCGGGUCGGGUCCCAGCCGUGGGAAUGUUUCGGAUCAUUCGACUUCGCUUUCGCCACCUCACGCCAUGCAUGCUGACUCACCUCCUCAGCCGGGUCCCGGUUGGCCCGCCCAAGGCGUGGAAGGUGAAAUGACACAAACACCCUUUGACGACGGAUUUCUGCAGCAGUUCUCUUCCUUCUCGUGGGACGCUCCGAUUAAUAACGACUUUACGGAUUACGGGUAUUUUCCUGGAUUGGAUGAUUUCGGUAAUGACUAUUAUGCCCCGCCCACUUUACCCGAAACCAAUUUCGACAACGAAGAGCAGGAUGAUGGAUAUGCGUCACAAGGAUCAUUCCGUCUCUGGGAUUAUUAAAGCAACCAAUCACAUCUUAGAGAAAAUGGGUAAAAGCGUAUAACCAUUGCGGAUUUGCGGAUUGGAGUUUUUUGCCACUAUAGUUAAUGGCAAUCUUGUCCUUUCAAUUUUGGAGAUGAUAUAAUAUAAUAAUUCAUCCAAAUAUAAUGUAUUUAGCUGCCCCCUCCCAUAAAACCUAAAAUUAUUUGUACCUUCUUUUUUAGCACAAUCUGUUGUACAUCAACUUGUAAGAUAUAAUAAAUAAACAUCAUUAUUAUAAA
This is a messenger RNA of Cuscuta epithymum, 1050 nucleotides long. Lineage: Eukaryota; Viridiplantae; Streptophyta; Magnoliopsida; Solanales; Convolvulaceae. The record is from the annotation of a GenBank genome assembly.